Molecule: messenger RNA, 4012 nt
Organism: Oppia nitens
Lineage: Eukaryota; Metazoa; Arthropoda; Arachnida; Sarcoptiformes; Oppiidae
Exons: 8
Coding region: 41-4012 (1323 amino acids)
Biological process (GO): regulation of transcription by RNA polymerase II
Cellular component (GO): nucleus
Molecular function (GO): DNA-binding transcription factor activity, RNA polymerase II-specific; RNA polymerase II transcription regulatory region sequence-specific DNA binding
Source: RefSeq, a predicted model, not a curated record
UGACUCGUUGUGUGAUUUAAGUCGAUAUCAAUUGUAUUCAAUGGUUAACGCAUUGAGACGUGAAGUCCAGUGUUUGACAAAUGAUUUAUUAAGAUAUCAAUUGUUGACAAAAAAAUAUGAAAAAUAUCUGCAAUUUAUUGAUUCAAUCGAUGAAACAAUUGAUGAAAAUUUAGUGAAAAUGGAAAUCAAUUCACUUAUUGUCACCAAAAGCUGUUCCGAGUCUUUGACGACAUUAAACAAUACAGAGAUUUUCAAUCAAUUAAAUGAUCUGAAAUCAAUUGGUUGUCAAACAUGUGUUGAAUUACGAGAUGAAUGGACACAAAAUGAUGAUAAGUCAAGAAAUAUCAAUGAAGUUAAUAAUGAAGACAUUGAUUGUCUGAUUAGUUGUCAAUCAAUGGAUGAGACAAUUGAACGAAAAGUUGAUGAAAACAAUGACAACAACAACAACAGUAUUAAUGACAAUAAUGAAGAUAACAGUCAUAUGAAGAGCAAUGAUAUCAAUAUUGUAAACAAUUGUUACGAAAGUACUGAUAAUCAUAACUAUUAUCUGACACAAACAGAAAGUCAUUUACCAACAAAUAGUGAUAAUACUGAUGAAAAUGAUGAAAAACAUGAGGUAAUGGAUUCAACAAAUAGUGAAUCUUCUUAUUCAUUAAGAAAUAGUCGACAAUCAGUCAAAAGUUUGGCAAACAGUAAUUGUAAUGAUUAUCAUAAUUAUAGUCAUCGUAUUGAUGAAACAGUUGUUGUUGUUUUUGAUGACAAUAAUCAAGAGUUGUUGGAUAAAUCAGAUGAUAGUAAAGACUAUAGAAUUUUUCAAACAAAAGCUAAUGAUUGUGAUAAACAUGAAGAAAAAAUUGAUGAAAAACUUAAUCAAAUAAAGAGACAAAAAUCAAUUACUGCCAGAACUGGUGAUACCAAUCGCCGAUGUGGUAGUUGUCCACGUCUUGAGCAUAGAAAAUCCCUAAAGAAAGUCAAGACUACGUUAGCCGAUAAAGUAUUAGAUAAAGUAUGCAAUGAUCGGACAACUAUGAUAAUCGGCAAAUACCAGUGUCAACACUGUUCGGCAAUGUUUGCCGAUUCAAUAGCCUUAAAACUGCACGAACUCAGACACAAUACAACAUACCAGUGCACCGAACAGGGAUGUAUGUACAGUACUGGAAAUGAACAUGACUUUCACGCCCAUACCAAGAAUGCACACCAUCGACAAUACAGGUGUCGGUUCGAUGGCUGCGAUAAAGCCUACGGAAAGAUGGCCUAUUUGAGGACACAUGAACUUUGUGUACAUCCCGAUGAAUUGCCGGACGUUGCUUGGAUUGACUGUUCAUACGAUGGCUGUCAAUAUCGGUGUAAAUAUAAUCACUAUAUGAGAGCACAUAUUAGUCAACACGAGUUGCCCUUUCAGUGUACGAUCGACGGGUGCACUAAAAGUUUUAGAUCGCCGACAGUAUUACGCAAACACCAACAAAGUGUACACAACCUGAACACUGGGGAUCUUCCAUGGCUUCAAUGCCCGCACUGUCCGUAUAGAAAUAAAUUAGAAAAUCUACUGAAACGUCAUAUGUUUGUACACACAAAACCGUUCAAUUGUGACGAUUGUGACCAAUGUUUUUCAAAUUCAUUGUUACUAUCGGCUCAUAUGACCAAACAUACUGGUAUGAAAAAAAACUACCGAUGCGAAUGGCCAGACUGUGGUAAACGUUUUGCUAAAACAGAGAGUCUCAACAAUCAUAUGGAGACACAUUCACGACGACAUAUUGAAUACCGGUGCGAAUGGUCCGAUUGUGAGCGAACUUAUACGACUAAAAACUCACUGCAAAUGCAUGUCGAACGACAACAUAAGGGAAAGGGAGUCUACCGGUGCCAUUGGCCCGGUUGUGAUUAUCAGACAACUAAUUCUAUACGAUAUCGAUAUCAUCAGCAAAAACAUGACGGAUCGGUACCGGUAUAUGAAUGUCAAGCAAUUGAUUGCAAUUAUAAAACAAAAAUGAAAGACGAGUUUGACAUACAUAUAGAUACUAAACAUGACUCGUUGUGUGAUUUAAGUCGAUAUCAAUUGUAUUCAAUGGUUAACGCAUUGAGACGUGAAGUCCAGUUUAAGAAUGAAAUCAAUUCACUUAUUGUCACCAAAAGCUGUUCCGUGUCUUUAAAAACAUUAAACAAUACAGAUAUUUGCUGUCAAUUAAACGAUCUGAAAUCAAUUGAUUGUCAAACAAGUGUUGAAUCACGAGAUGAAUGGACACAAACUGAUGAUAAGUCAAGAAAUAUCAAUGAAAUAACUAAUGAAGAGAUCGAAGAAGACAUUGAUUAUCGGAUUAGUUGUCAAUUAUUUGAGAGAAGAGUUGAUAAAAACAAUGUUAACAACAAUUGUAAUGAAGAUAACAAUCACAUGAAGAGUAUUAAUAUCAAUGUUGUGGACAAUUGUGAUGAAUGUACUGAUAAUCACAAAUCAGUUGGUUGUCAGACAUGUGUUGAAUUACAAUUGAAUCAAUGGACACAAACUAAUCAUCAAAAGUCAAUGAAUAUUGAAUUAAAUAAUAAAGACAUUGAAGACACAACUGAUUGUCAGAUAAGUUGUGAAUCAAUUGAGCGAAGAGUAAAUGAAAACAAUGUCAACAACUUGUAUGAAAACCAUGAUUUAAAUCAUAAAGCAAUGGAUCAAACAAACAGUUUCUCUGAUGACAGUCAUAGUAUUGAUGACACAGUUUUUGAUGAUUAUAUUGAAGAGUUGAAUGAAUCAGAUAGUGAUGAUAGCGAAGACACAAUUAUUGUUGAUAUAGAAGCUAUUGAUACUACUGUUGAUGGCGAUGGCGAAGAUGACGAUUCAAUAAUGAGACAAAAAUAUUGGACAAUACAGAAGCUAUUGGUAAUGAUUGUGAUAAUCAUGAAGAAAAUCAAACUUAAAAGCUCUUAUUAUAGUCGUCCACGUCUUCAACAAAAUAAAUCUACAAAAAGAAUUAAGACUAAGAUAUGCGAUGAAGAAGACAAAGAAUAUAUCACUGAUUGUAAAGAUUGGGGAAAAUUGAAUGGAAAAUACCGGUGCAAACAAUGUUCGGCAACUUUUAUUCAGUUAAAAUAUUUAAAAUUACAUCAACUAAGACACGAAACAACAUACCAGUGCACCGAACAGGGAUGUGAGUACAGUACGGGAAAUCAACAAGACUUUCUCGAUCAUAGCAAUAAUGUACACAAUAGACAACAUAGCUGUCGGUUCGAUGGCUGCGAUAAAACCUAUGGAAAGUUAUCGUAUUUGAGGACACAUGAACUUUGUGUACAUCCGGAUGAGUUUCCAGACGUACCGUGGAUUGACUGUUCAUACGAUGGCUGUCAAUAUCGGUGUAAAUAUAAACAUUAUAUGAGAGCACAUAUUAGUCAACACGAGUUGCCCUUCCAGUGUUCUAUCGACGGGUGCUCUAAACGUUUUAUGUCAGAUAAAGUAUUAGAUAGACACCAACAGCGUAUGCACGACAUGAACACUGAAGAUCUUCCAUGGCUUCAAUGUCCGCACUGUCCGUAUAGAAAUAAAUUAAAAAACCGUUUUGAUCAUCACAUGUUAAGACACACAAAACCAUACAAAUGUGAUAAUUGUGAACAAAGUUUUUCAUCACCAUUCUAUCUAUCGGCUCAUAUGUCCAAACACACUGGUAUCAAAAAAUACCAGUGCGAUUGGCCAGACUGUGGUAAAAGUUUUGCUAAAAAAGCGAGUCUCAACUUACAUAUGGCAACACAUAAACGAGAUAAGGAAUACCGAUGCGAAUGGCCCGGUUGUGACCGUAUAUAUACGAUUAAAAGUUCGCUGGAAAUGCAUGUCGAUCGACAACAUAAGGGAAAGGGAGUCUACCGGUGCCAUUGGCCCGGUUGUGACUAUCAGACAACUAAUUCAAUACGAUUUAAAUAUCAUAUGCAAAAACAUGACGGAUCGGUACCGGUAUAUGAAUGCCAAUCAAUUGAUUGCAACUAUAAGACUAAAAUGAAAGACGCGUUUGAUAUACAUAUGAAUACUAAACACCGAUAA